UUCAUUCUGCUUAUUUUUCUAUUUUCUAUUGCAAUCAAUUGCGAUUUUCAUUCUUUUGCAUUUGUAAUGUCCGUGUGUUAAGAUUAAUUUUCCGAAAGAAAAAUUUAUAGAGGUGUUUGUAAAACUAAAAACACAUAAACUUGAAAAAGUUUCCAGAACAAAGAACUUCCAAACUCCGUCGAUUAAAGACAUCGAAUAAAAACGAAAAAAUUACCUACAUACAUAUAGAAAACUAAAUAUGAAUACGUGACCUCCGGCAUACGAAUCUUUGAAAACUGGUAUUGCAUAUCAGGUAGUGAAGUGUGAAAGUUUGGUUGCGACGUAAUUGUUGCAUUGAUUUUUAAACAAACACAAAAUUGUGUAAACCCAGACGUUUUGAUAGCAGUAAUCAAAAUAUCCGAACUAUUUGUGAAAAAAAAAAAUUAAAAUUGCUCAUUUAAAUUUUGUAAACACAAACGAUUACACCGUCACCAUGAACAACGGUGGCUUUAGUUCGGGUGAGGAAGAUUCUCGGGACGGGCAUAGUACAUGUUGCCUCAUCGAUGACGAUGAGCGCUGCCGUAACCCCGCCGGCAAUGCGAGAUAUAGCAAACGCAUACAAAAAACGGUGCAACAAAAACGCCUGAAACUGCGUAAUGAUCCCACAGCGGAGCGCAUUUACAUCUGUGAAUAUCACAAGUGCCAGAUACAAUCCGCACGUAGCAAACGUCGUCGCAAGGAUUCCGAAGAAGAUAGCAACGAGACAGACAACGAAAUGCCUGAUGCUAUGGUGCCUGAUCUUUAUCAAUUGCAAGUGAAUACGCUGAGGCGCUACAAACGUCACUACAAGGUGCAGACAAGGCCCGGCAUGAAACGGCAACAGUUGGCGGAUACAAUCAUGAAGCAUUUCAAAACGAUACCGAUCAAAGAGAAGGAAAUAAUCACCUACUUCGUAUAUAUGGUUAAAUCAAAUUCGAAUAAGCUGGAUCAGAAAAAUGGUCUUGGCAAUGAUACAACUUGAGGGAAGCGUAGUUAAGUAUUUGCCAUUUCGGCAAAUGGGUGCUACUGUUCUAAAAACAUAUAGUUCGCCAAUAAUAGCAGCAAUCAAUUAGCUUAAGUUUCCUUCGUGUAAAUGUAUUUAGAUAUAAGAUAACAUUGCUUCUAUGGUAUCAUAGUUUUCAUGUUCACUUAAUUUCGAAAGUCAGAAUUGUGCAGUUAAAUCUCUACUAAAACGAUUAUGUAAACAAAUAUUGUUUUAUGUGCAUAAAUAUGUUUAUAGAAAUGUAAAAAGUUAACUACUCAACUCUGUUUAAUAAAGUAAAUGUUCAAUUUUGCAAUACUAAUAA
This is a messenger RNA of Rhagoletis zephyria (snowberry fruit fly), 1325 nucleotides long. Its product is annotated as histone deacetylase complex subunit SAP30 homolog. Gene Ontology annotation, molecular function: transcription coregulator activity; protein binding. Gene Ontology annotation, cellular component: histone deacetylase complex. The record is from RefSeq and is a predicted model, not a curated record. Gene Ontology annotation, biological process: regulation of DNA-templated transcription. Lineage: Eukaryota; Metazoa; Arthropoda; Insecta; Diptera; Tephritidae.